AUGGUUUCUAUCACUCUCCCCGAAAACUACGGUGCCGUCAUUGGUGUUGCCCUGGGUGUAAUCCCUGUCCUGGGUUUCAUUCAAGGUGCCAUUACUGGAUCAACCCGUAAGGCUGCUAAGGUUCCCUACCCUCACAGCUACGCCACUGUUGAGCAAUGCAAGGAGAACCCCAAGGCCGAGCAGUUCAACUGCGCCCAGCGCGCCCACACUAACUUCAUGGAGAAUGCUCCUCAGACCAUGCUGUUCACUCUCAUUGCUGGUCUGAAGUACCCCGAGCUGGCUGCUGGUAUUGGUGCUGCUUGGGUGGUUUUCCGUUGCAUGUUCCUCUACGGAUACGUGUACUCGGGUAAGCCUAAUGGUUCCGGCCGUCAAAUUGGUGCUUUCUUCUGGCUGGCUCAGGGUGCUUUGUGGGGAUUGACCACAUUUGGUGUUGCGCGCCACUUGAUCUCAUACUAG
Molecule: messenger RNA, 456 nt
Organism: Penicillium malachiteum
Lineage: Eukaryota; Fungi; Ascomycota; Eurotiomycetes; Eurotiales; Aspergillaceae
Product: MAPEG family protein
Exons: 3
Coding region: 1-456 (151 amino acids)
Cellular component (GO): nuclear envelope; endoplasmic reticulum; membrane
Molecular function (GO): glutathione peroxidase activity; glutathione transferase activity
Source: RefSeq, a predicted model, not a curated record